Caenorhabditis remanei is the source of this 825-nucleotide messenger RNA. RefSeq lists its product as uncharacterized. Lineage: Eukaryota; Metazoa; Nematoda; Chromadorea; Rhabditida; Rhabditidae. The record is from RefSeq and is a predicted model, not a curated record. Bases 1 to 825 code for a protein of 274 amino acids. The transcript is spliced from 8 exons.
AUGCAUUUGCUAGCUAAAAACUCAGCUGGAUUGAAUAUCCCAUGCCAACAAUGCGACCGGACAUUUUCUUCUGAACGAUCUCUAAGUUGCCAUAUCAAAGUUCACAAUGACAAAAUCCUGAAAUGCUGUUUUUGCGAACAAACAUUCAACAGAACUGAUACUCUUUUCAUGCACACUCUCGAACACAUAAGAUGUCAAAUUGUUGUCGAGUCGAUGGCGGAUGGGGAGACUCACGCAAUCGAAAAACAUGGUAGUAAUGGAGUUGCAGUAAUUAAAUGCAAAAAUUGCCCUGAAUCUCUGCCAUCCUUUCGAAAAAUGCUCUUUCACCACACUUUCAAGCACGGUGAGCUGAAAGAGUUUGCGGAUGAAAUGACUGCAAAGCAGAAAGAAUUUUUGCGAACCAAAAAGAAUCAAAACCGAAAAGAUAAAAAAACAACAACCGGUGGGUUUGGUGAUUUAAAAAUCAAAAUGGAAGUCGAGGAAAGUGGUGGUUUUGAUUCUACUGUAGUCUCGACAGAAGACAACAAAGAUUAUGUCGAUGAAGAUGAAUUUAAAAGCUCGACAGAAUCGAACACUGAAAUGAUUGGAAAUCUUUCCGAUGUCAUUGCGGAACUGUUCCCAUUGACUAUCGGUGACCAAUAUCAGUGCUUGCAUUGCAUGAUGGGAUUCACUGAUGCAAUUCUGUGGAUGACUCAUCUUGGCUAUCACGACGUUGAAAAUCCCUUCAAAUGUUCUGGAUGCGGUCGGAUGUUUGAGAAUCGUCAAACCUUCGUUCUCCACCUCACGUAUUAUGCUCAUGGUGCUGAUGUACCAGCCCAAAACUAG